Molecule: messenger RNA, 1841 nt
Organism: Quercus lobata
Lineage: Eukaryota; Viridiplantae; Streptophyta; Magnoliopsida; Fagales; Fagaceae
Product: Protein kinase superfamily protein
Exons: 9
Coding region: 21-1583 (520 amino acids)
Biological process (GO): protein phosphorylation
Molecular function (GO): ATP binding; protein kinase activity
Source: RefSeq, a predicted model, not a curated record
AGAAAAAAGAAAAAAAGCCAAUGGCAAAUUUACUUGCAUAUGGUUUUGUUUUCCAUAAUGCUUCAUUUGUUUGUGAAAACACACCUGAAAAAGAAAAGGGAAACUUGGAAUUGUAUGAAAGCAAUGGUUCUCAUGACAUUGACACAGAAAAUCAAGAAUGGGAAGCUAAUACUUCUAUAUGCAGAAGGCCACGAGCUGGGUUCUCUGACUCUUUUUCAUCUCAUGACAUGGAGGGGGGCAUGUAUGAGUCCUCUCCAAGAGGAGUUCUUGAGGGCAGCUCAAGAAGCUUAGAAUCUGAUACAGCUUCUCCCGGGGCCAGUACUUCUGACUCAGAAGGUAACCAAGAUCCAGGAUCCUCUACACGCUGGAAUGGCUUCUUUCAUAUGUUGAAGAAAGGACCGAAUGUGAGCUUUCAGAAAUGGAAAAGUGUCCCAAAACUCACUAGGAGGAAAAGCAAAAGAAUUAGAGAGGAAAUGGUUCCAGCACUCAGGCCUUCUAUAGAUGGUGAACUUUGCUACUUCAAAUCUUGCUGGAAGAAUUUCACACUCUCAGAGCUCGAAGCUGCAACCAACAACUUCAGCCAUGAUAAUUUAAUUGGGGAGGGAGGCUAUGCUGAAGUUUACAAGGGCGCAUUGGAAGAUGGGCAGCUGGUUGCAAUUAAACGACUGACAAGAGGAACUCAAGAAGAAAUGACUGCCGACUUCUUAUCUGAGCUUGGGGUUAUAGUCCAUGUGGAUCACCCUAAUAUUGCUAAAUUGAUUGGGUAUGGGGUUGAAGGGGGGAUGCACCUUGUUCUUGAAUUGUCUCCCCAUGGGAGUCUAGCAUCUAUACUUUAUGGGCCAAGGGAGAAAUUGGAUUGGGGAAUCAGACAUAAGAUUGCAUUAGGGAUUGCUGAGGGCCUUGUUUAUCUUCAUGAGGGAUGUCAUAGGAGAAUUAUCCACAAAGAUAUCAAGGCUUCUAAUAUAUUGCUUGCAGAGGAUUUUGAGCCUCAGAUUUCUGAUUUUGGGCUUGCAAAGUGGCUACCCGAUCAAUGGACUCACCAUACUGUAUCAAACUUUGAAGGCACAUUUGGCUACCUUCCUCCCGAGUACUUCAUGCAUGGCAUUGUAGAUGAGAAAACUGAUGUCUAUUCUUAUGGAGUACUAAUCUUAGAGCUCAUCACUGGACGGAAAGCUCUGGAUAGCUCACAGCAAAGCCUCGUGAUGUGGGCCAAACCUUUGCUCUCUAAGAACUGUAUCUUGGAGCUUGUUGAUCCAUUUCUUGUGGAUGCCUAUGACUCAGAACAGAUGAAUCGUAUGGCCUUGACAGCUUCUUUGUGCAUCCAUCAGUCUUCAAUCCAUCGUCCUCAAAUGAGCGAGGUUGAAAAGAUUCUGAAAGGCGAUGCCCACACUUUAGCUUCCAUAAAACAAUGCCAACAAUCUAAGUUUCAAAGGACAUACUCUGGGGAGCUGUCUGAUGCAGAAGAGUAUAACUCAACUAAGUAUUUAAAAGAUCUGGGUCGAUAUAGGGAGAUUGUUUUGGGGCCCAGUAAUGAUGCUCAAAAUAUUUGUGUGGACAAUAACUAUGAUUUCAAGGGAGCUUGAGUUUCUAGGACUUGAUUUUGUUUCUACAACCCAACAUAGAGGGACUAAAACAGUUUGGAAGAAAGAAGGAACAUCAUCAGAAAGGCCUAAAUGCUAAAUGUAUUGCUUCUAUGACUUGCAUAUAUGAUGUAUCAUGUAUCAUGAGUAUAAUAGAAAUGUGGAUUAAAAACUGUGAAGUUUACAAGCUUAGGUUGCAUUUUGAGAGCCACUGUUUUUCUAGGAAAUAUGUUUUGAAUGAUAAAUAGUACUUUCUGCUAA